Molecule: messenger RNA, 2381 nt
Organism: Pocillopora damicornis (cauliflower coral)
Lineage: Eukaryota; Metazoa; Cnidaria; Anthozoa; Scleractinia; Pocilloporidae
Product: E3 ubiquitin-protein ligase TRIM71
Biological process (GO): protein polyubiquitination; proteasome-mediated ubiquitin-dependent protein catabolic process
Molecular function (GO): ubiquitin protein ligase activity; zinc ion binding; protein binding
Source: RefSeq, a predicted model, not a curated record
AUGGAUAUCAAAACAGUGCUCCAAGAUCUUCGUGAAGAAGUGUCAUGUCCUGUGUGCACUAGCAUAUACACGGAUCCAAAACAGCUUCAAUGUUUACACAAUUUCUGUCUGAAAUGCUUGAAGCAGUGGCACGGAACAAGCCGUGGCCAAGACACAAUCAGAUGUCCGAAAUGUCAAGCACUAAACAAACUGCCGGAAAGUGGCGAUUUGAAAGAUUUACCGACCAGUCUUUACCUGAACAGCCUGAUUGAUGUGUUUGCCAUUAAAGAAUGUAAGAAACGUCGAGUACCUUGUGGAAAUUGUGAAAAGAAAAGCUUUAAGACAUCUUAUUGUUUCCAAUGUUGCAUAUUUUUUUGCAAAGAAUGCGUCAUUGGACACAACAGCAUGCAAAUCAACAAAGAUCACCGUGUUCUGGCGCUUAAAGAUUUUAAAGAAAAGGACUUUGAGGAUGUGAUUAAACUACCCAUGUACUGCUCGAAACAGUGGCAUGAGAAAGAAGAACUGAUUUUCUUCUGCAAGAAUUGUACUACGGCAGCUUGCCAAAGCUGUUCCUUGAUAGAUCAUGCGGGUCACGCCCUAGUGCACCUUGACGAAGAAGCUGAAAAACAAAAGAUGGAAAUGAAAUCACUAAUAGAAACAAAGGUGAGUGAUUUACAAAAAAAACUAAAUAUUGUAGGACAACUCGACAAAGAUUACACAAAAGUGAUACAAAGAGGAGAAGACUUGAAGCGAGAAGUACAAGGGUUUGUGGACAAUUUGCUUGAAACUGUUGAAGCGAAGAAACUAGCUAUUUUUGAAGCAGUGGAGAGAGAAACGAGAAAAUCGCUCGAAAUUAUUAUAGGGCAAAAGACGGAGGUCGAACGUCAAAUUGAGUUAAUCGAAUCAUCGUUGGAGAAAGCUAAUAAACUGAUGAUACGAAGCACAAACGCCGAAGUCGUUCGACUGAUGAAAUCACUGAAGACAAUAUUUCAGCGGGAUGAUCGAGAGCAACUGGUGGUCCACCCCCUUAACAAGCCUCCUUUGUCAGCUUUUGUGAAAAAUCAAGAGCUGUUGAACUCUUUUGAGGGCGAAGGAAUUGGAUCUUUGCGAGUAAGACACCAAACAAAAGCAAGUCAGUCGGUUACUGUGGGUAAAGGGCUUGAAGAAGGAACUGCUAACCAUAUAGCACAGUUUACUUUGAUUACAAGAGACGCCGAAGGAAGACAGUGUUACAAUGAACAUGACCACGUAACGGUGGAGAUCAUGGACGAACAAGGACGAGAAUGCAUGACGGAAGUGCAAAUAAAUGACAAUAAAGAUGGACUCUAUCAGAUCAGCUGUUCUCCCAGAGAUUUAGGAAGGUUUAAAGUAACAGUAAAGGUAAACGGAGAACAUGUUCAAAACGGCCCCUUUACUAAAAUAGAAAAACGAUUUCAGUUCAAAGCUGUGUCGUCUUUCGGCGAAGAAGGUUCUUCCGUAGGAAAGUGUAGUUCUCCUUGGGGGGUAGCAGUUAAUGUUAGGGAUGAAAUAGCUGUAACUGAUUUUAACAACCACAGAGUUCAAAUUUUUGACAAGAAUGGAAAUUACUUAAAGUCAUUUGGUAGAGAAGGUGACGAGGCGGGAGAGUUUAAAUAUCCGAUAGGAAUAGCAUUUCAUAAUAAUGGUAAUAUUCUCGUGGUAGACCAUGGUAACCACAGAAUCAGGAUUUAUAAUGAGACGGGUCAGUACGUGGGCAGUUUUGGUGAGAAAGGAAACCUUGAUAGUCAGCUUAAUUCUCCUAUGGGCUUAUCGGUAGACAGUGAUGGAAACAUUAUUGUUGCUGAUACAGGCAACAAAAUAAUUAAGGUCUUUUCUUCUGAUGGCACGUUUUUAAUGAAGAUAGGUGGACAAGGGGCUUUUACUUGUCCUAUCCACUGUGUCCAGUACAAAACAUAUCUCAUAGUGUCGGACCAAAAUGAACAUUGUAUUAAAGUUUAUGACAGGAAUGGAAACUUUAAGUACAAGUUUGGAAAGAGGGGUGGAGGGGAUGGGGAGUUAAAUCAUCCCGCAUUUUUGUCAGUGAACAAGUCAGGACACCUGAUGGUAUGUGACGCAAAUAAUAACAGGGUACAGGAGUUUGAACCGAAUGGAAGAUUUGUCAGUAAGUUUGGAACUAUAGGUGGCGAUUUAGGAGAAUUCAAUCAUCCAACUUCUUCAGCGGUUCUUGCUACUGGGCAAAUUGUUAUCGCUGAUAUGGGUAACAAUCGUAUUCAGAUAUUUGAGUAAACUAUAAUAUUUAUUAAAAAAUAGGCAUGCGUAGCAGGGAAGAGUUUUUUGUUUGGCUGGGAAGGUUGAGAUAGGACACUUUGUGUACCUAGUGUUUUUAUUUCUGUAACAGAAAAAGAGCAUAUUUUUGAAACGGA